AUGGCCGAAAAUGAAGGAAUCAAGGAAUGGGUCGAGGGAUUCGACGAGACAGGCAAGCCAUUGGAAAGAAUUACAAAGUCAGACCACUUGCAGGAUUUGCAGAGAAAGAUGAAAAAGGAGGAGGUGGAUCUCAAUAAGUUGCUCCAGAAGGAGGAACUGGAGAUGCUCGAACUCCAGAACAAAUUGAAGGAUUGCAACGACGAGUUCACUGAGGAGAGGCAGCAGUACGAUGAGCUGAGGCAGCAGCAAAGAGUGACACUGGACACAGACCAGAAAAUUAGAAUCCAAAGCGUUACGAGAGAGACUAUCGAUCGGUUCUUGCGCAGACGACCCAAGAACGAGGAUGAGCAGAUGAUGGUCGAUGUACAUUUUCUCACGGGCACAGAAACGACCGGCUUCAAUCUUCACAUAAAUGGAGAGGGAGCAGGAUCCAGAGAUGCUAAAUUUCUUGUUCAUCUUAACGAGAAGGUCGAAAGCCUCGGGAAGCAAGCUGCCAAAUACUGGGGCCUCGAUCCCGACAAGGUUUUCUUCCUCGAUGGAGACGGGCGCAUUGUGCUUGACAACAUGGACCUGGUCGACAUCAUUCUGCCUCCUGUGCCGCCAUCUCAAUCUGCAUCAGCCAGUUUCAAGAACUCUGCUAGUUCGAGCUCUGUGGCCGUGGUUGAUGAUGCCUCACCGGGUAAAGAAGGUGAGGCCCCUCGUGAACGAGACUUUUGGAUGGUCAAAGGCCGUAAUUAUUGCUUGACGCUCGUGCGUGCUAGCACUGUGCUCAGCAAAGAGGACUUGAACAGGCCGAAGGGAGAGAAAUGGGAGGAUUUCACUUUCAAUGAGCGGCAGCUGGAGAAGGAGUUGGAGAAUGCUCGCAAGAAGCGGGGAGGCGAUGACUCCGAGGCGGCCAAAGUGAACAUGGACGUCAUCCCCUCCUUGAACGACCUCAUGCAGCAGGGCCAGGAGAAGAAGCGAAAAAAAAGGGCCGAUGCGAGGUUUCGGCUCUUGGAGUUCAGCGUGUUCCUCUUGUGCCAGCUCGUGUUCCUUCUCUCCAUGAUCCAGCCUGGCAUCAUGAACCCUAGCUUGUUGAUGGCUUCGAACAACGUCGAACGAAUCUUUUCGAACUUCACAGAAUCCGACAACUCUUCAGCUUUUGUUCCCACGUCUCCGACAUUCUAUGACAUCGUAACUGCGCAGCAGUACUGGCAAUGGCUCACAGGGCCGGUCCAGCGCACUUUGUUAGAUGGAACGUCAUUGGCAUCUUCCAUGCAAAUCGACAUUCUGAGGACUUUAACAACGCGUUUUGUGGCCCAGGCCUCCAGUGGAACUUCGCCACUGUUUCCCACAUACACGUUCUGUGACGGGACAGCUGCUUCGAACACAUCGAACGCAAGCAACGCGACGCUGCCAGAAUCGACGGGGGCGACAUCGACUUCAACGCAAACACCAUCGGCUUUCACAGUGACAGCGACAUCAACAUCCACAUCAACACAGUCAUCCUCAACGUUCACAGUGUCAGCGACGUCAACGUCAACACAAACAUCUUCCACCAGAAUCUUUACAGUCUCAGCCACUGUGACAUCAACGCAGACCUCAACCCGAACUUCGACAGCUGUACAAAACACUGCGACGACAACCACAACUAGCACGAGUGUCUCCAUACCCAACCCAGUCGUGGUCAGCCCAGCAGAUAUUUCUUGCAUUCCAGAGCAGUUCAGGUCCUGUCCAAAUCUUCGCGCCAUGCACAUCCUUGGAAAAGGACAAGAGCUGGGUCAUGAGGUGCCUGCUUGUUCGCCCAUCUAUGACAUCAACGUCCCUGGAGCUUACCUGGCUUCGCUCACUCAUUCGCAGGUCUUUUCCUUUGCUCAGGGUAAGAUUGGCACCUACUUCGAUGGCGAACGGUCAUACCUCGAUGUCACCAACGGCACUGAGGCCUUUCUGGCAUCUUUGGAGACUUUGACUGCCAGCCCCAGCGAGCCCUUCACCUUCCAGGGAUCGGCACAGCAGCUGACGAUUGUCGUCUACGGGGCGACGCCGAAUGCGAUUUUCAUCUUUCACUUCCUGGUGGAGAACAGCCUUUCAGGAGGCUUAGUUCCGACGAUUCACAAAGACGUUUUCCAGCUCGAUCCGGAACCCACAGAGAAUCAUGUGUACCUCGCGCUGGUUUCAGUGCUUGCGCUCCUGUUGCUCUUCAUGGAGAUCAGAAGGAUCCUUCACUGCCCCGCAUCCUGCACCUUUGAGGAGGACAGGACGAAAUGCUCGGUGUGGACACUGCUUUUCCUGUUGCUGCCAGCCUUGAUCUUUGCGAUCACUUGCCUCAUGGUCGUGCAGGAUUUGUUCACAGGCAAUCUCCUGCAGGCGGGGCAGACGUCCGAUGAAGAUCUUUACGAUUAUUUGUGGCUGCGGAUCAAGAUGGAUCGUAGUCGUCUGGCCAUUAUCGUGAUUACGCUUUUCCUCUUCAACGUCUUGAUGCUGAAAUACCUACUGCUGCACUUUCCACAACUCCUUUCGGCAACGCAGAUCGUGUCGAGACCUCAGCUCCAAGCAAGGGCAACGAAGGCAAGGCCAAGAAUGUCCAGGCGAACCGCGCCGUUUAGACCGCAGGCUGUCGAUCUCGAGAGCACCAGAGCCGAAGACGGAGUCGCAAAUUCUGUUUCCACGGCAACGCAAUCAAGAUAG
Molecule: messenger RNA, 2667 nt
Organism: Symbiodinium sp. CCMP2592
Lineage: Eukaryota; Dinophyceae; Suessiales; Symbiodiniaceae
Source: the annotation of a GenBank genome assembly